Lactuca saligna is the source of this 516-nucleotide messenger RNA. The record is from the annotation of a GenBank genome assembly. NCBI's taxonomy places the organism in Eukaryota, Viridiplantae, Streptophyta, Magnoliopsida, Asterales, Asteraceae.
AUGUUUGACGAACUGCCAUUCCGUAUCCAAGAGACAAUCCUGAAAAGGUUUCCUAUCAAAUCAUUGAUUCAGUUCAGAUCCGUCUCGAAAGCAUGGAAGUCUUUGAUCGACAGCUCAGAGUUUAUUGCUGCUCACAGCGUCAGCCACACACAGCCACAACAUCUGCUUGUAUCGUACACAGACACAAAAGAAGCUAAAUAUGUUUCUUUUGUCGAAGAUGACUCUUUCCCCAAACAUAGGUUUCUUCCGUCUCUUCCCCUAUCCGUUAGACAUCAACACAUAGUUGGUAGUUCUUAUGGCUUGUUGUGUUUCAAAGGUUAUCAGUUUUCUGGUUCAAGCUAUAGUAAGACGAUGGCUGUUCUUUUGAAUCCUUCCAUUAGAAAAUCAAUAGCUAUUGCAGUGAUAUGUUAUAUACGAAUCAUAAGAUCGUUCUUGGUUUUGGAGUUUGUCCUGUCACUAUUGAUACCAAGAUCAUCCAGAUCACUGAAUUGCGUUGGGGUUGGGGGAGUGAACUGA